This is a messenger RNA of Oncorhynchus gorbuscha (pink salmon), 3541 nucleotides long. RefSeq names its product rab GTPase-binding effector protein 1-like. Gene Ontology annotation, molecular function: growth factor activity; GTPase activator activity. NCBI's taxonomy places the organism in Eukaryota, Metazoa, Chordata, Actinopteri, Salmoniformes, Salmonidae. The transcript is spliced from 20 exons. Gene Ontology annotation, cellular component: intracellular membrane-bounded organelle. Gene Ontology annotation, biological process: endocytosis. Bases 16 to 2748 code for a protein of 910 amino acids. The record is from RefSeq and is a predicted model, not a curated record.
CAGUAGGUGGCAGUAAUGCACCAUAACGUUGUAUGCCAACCGCCGAAGAAGAAAAAGAGCUGUUUCUCCAAUUAUGUUGCCUUCCAUGUAGCAGGCAGCCUGUUUUCUUGGACACUUCUAUCUAGUUUUUUCCUACACCAAGCUGGUUAUAGCAUUUCCACCUCCCUGGAAACCAUGGCCGAACAGGCCACGGAAUCGGCCCGGCAGCACGACGUGGUGCUCCAGCAGCGAAUGGCAGCCCUGGAGCAGGAGAGAGCUGAGUUCUUCAAGCUCAAACAACAACUGGAGUCUGAGUUCAACCAGAAAAGGGCCAAGUUCAAAGAGCUCUACAUGUCCAAAGAAGAGGAGCUGAAAAGCCAGGCAGCGUCUCUGGAGGGGGCCCAGUCGGAGCUGAGUCGUGUCCAGGCCCAGCUGGAACAGGCCCAGGCAGACAUGGAGAACAUCAAGGCAGUGGCCACUGUGUCAGAGAGCACCAAGCAGGAGGCCGUUGACCAGGUCAAGGGACAGUGGCAGGAGGAGGUGACCUCCCUACAGGCCAUCAUGAAAGACACAGUGCGUGAGUAUGAGGUGCAGUUCCACCAGCGCCUGGAGCAGGAGCGAGCUCAAUGGAACCAGUACAGGGAGGCGGUGGAGAGGGAGAUGGGCGAGCUGAGACACCGCCUCUCAGAGGGUGGACAGGAGGAAGAGAACUUGGAGAACGACAUGAAAAAGGCUCAGGAAGGUGCAGAGAAGCUGCGGUCGGUGGUGAUGCCCAUGGAGCAGGAGAUGGCAGCUCUGAAAGCCAAGCUGACAAUGGCAGAGGACAGGGUAAAGGAGCUGGAAGCCUCAAAGGUAAAGGAGCUCAAUCAUGUCCUAGAAGCAGAGAAAUCCUGCCGCACAGACCUGGAGAUGUACGUGGCGGUGCUCAACACUCAGAAGUCUGUCCUUCAGGAGGAUGCAGAGAAACUACGUAAAGAGCUCCAUGAAGUUUGUCACCUGCUGGAGCUGGAGCGGCAGCAGCACAACCAGCUGAAGCACACGUGGCAGCGGGCCAACGACCAGUUCCUGGAGUCCCAGAGGCUGCUGAUGAGGGACAUGCAGAGGAUCGAGAACGUGCUCUCCUCCGAGCAGUUCCGCCAGGUGGAGGAGAUCAAGAAGAGGGACCAGGAGGAGGAUGAUAAUGAAAGGAUCAUCCAGGCUAAGGAGCAAAACGAGGAGGACGGGACAGAAACCGAACCUUUAGAAGACUCAUUUCUUGGGCUCAGUACUGAAGAGCACCAUAGUGCCCACAGCUCCAUGUACUCCUUAGACACAGACCUGGUGGCAGGGGGCCCCUUGGACUCCUACAAAGACUGCCUGCGGAGGGUCCAGUCCACAGACAGCCUGGGUUCCUCUCCCGGUCUCCAGGGCCUGGGGGGCCACAACCAUAAGGCUAAGUCGGCCAGCCAUCUGGACGAGUCCGACUUUGGGCCCCUGGUGGGGGCGGACUGCGGGGCCUCUGAGGGCCUGGCGGGCUUUGGGGACACACUAUCGGUCAGCUCCAUCCAGCUGACGGCCGGCCACUUCCUCCUCACCAAGGACCAGGAGAAGGCCAUCAAGGCCAUGACACCGGAGCAAGAGGAGACGGCCUCGCUGAUGUCCAGCAUUUCUCACGCCCCCGACACCGCCUUCCUUUCCCCAUCAGGCUACCGGUUGGUCAGCGACCAGGAGUGGAACCUGCUACAGCAAGAGGUGAAGAACGCAGGGAGGAAGUUGGGCCGGCGGUGUGACAUGUGCUCCAACUACGAGAAACAGCUGCAAGUCAUCCAGGGCCAGGAGGCAGAGACACGUGAUCAGGUAAAGAAGCUCCAGGUGAUGCUGCGGCAGGCCAACGACCAGCUGGAGAGAACCCUGAGUGAAAAACAGGAGCUGGAGGACUCUGUGAAAAAGGGAAACGAGGAAACCACUGCCAAGGUCGCUGCUCUCAUGCAGAGAGUCCACGAGUCGGAGUUGCUGCUCAACACACUACAGGAGGCCUUCAGUCAGGCCAAGAGGAACACACAGGAACAGAUGGCAGUGCUGAUGCAGUCUAGGGAGCAGGUGGCAGACGAACUGAGCAGACUGCAGAGGGACAACAACAGCCUAACAGGCAAACACCGAUUCCACUUAUCUCUCCAGCAGCAGGAGGACUUCAAACUACCCACCACGGUGCAAGAACUACAACCACUGGUGCUGCAAUUGCGGGAGGACAUAGUUGCGGUGCGCACGGCUGCAGACCACCUAGAAGAGAAGCUGAAGGCGGAGAUCCUGUUCCUGAAGGAGCAGCUCCAGGCAGAGCAGUGCUUCAAAGAGAACCUGGAGGACACACUACAGAUGGAGAUAGAGGGCUACAAGGAGGAGAAAGACAUCUUGGAAGCGUCAUUCUCCAGUCUGAAAACCGAGCUGGAGCGCGUGAAAGAUGAGAAAGAACAGCUGGAGAGCAGCUUGGCAGAGAAGAGCAAGACAUUAGCGAGUGUCCAGGGUCUGAAGAGCAGUCUGGAGGAGCAGCUCAGAGAUCUCACCACAACCAAGACUUCCCUGGAGGCUCAGGCUUUGGAUGAGAAGGACAAAGCACAGCGCUUGCAGACGGAGCUGGACGUCAGUGAGCAGGUGCAGAGGGACUUUGUCAAGCUCUCCCAGAACCUCCAGGUCCAGUUGGAGCGGAUCAGACAGACUGACUCUCUCGACCGUAUCCGAGCCAUCCUCAACAACACCAAUUUAACUGACAUCAGCCAGCUCCCAGAGACAUGAUACCCAUGGCUGAAGAAACUGCAUUCCCUCUCCUUCCACUCUAUCUCACUGGCCUAAUGAAAUUAUCCUACCCCUCCACCCCCCCCCAAUGGAAGGGCUCAGGAUGGAUAAGAGCGGUGUGGGUGUUUUUAAAUAAAGACUAAAUCCAAGGUGGAGGAUGAAAAAAUACAUUGUUUGUACAGGAGGAUUUGGAGCAUACCAAGGCAGGAGUGAACACUACUACUAAGAGGUUGCAAAUAACUAAAUGACUGUUUCCUGCAGAGUGGCAAUUCCUGCCUGUUUAUCUGUUUAUCUGUCCUGUGUUUUUACUGUAGAUAUUGGAUAUUGUAAACUUCUAAGGCACUUUCUUCUACAACAGGGAUCAUCAACUUGAUUCAGCCACGGGACAAUUUUUUUCUUGAGUGGAUGGUCAGGAGGUCGGAACAUAAUUACAAAUAAUUGUAGAUGGCAAAUUGACCACAAGAAGCCUAAACAGAUAUUUGACUAAAACAAUCAUUUAAAACCUUGCUUAAAACCUUGCAUAAGUUUUUAUACCAUCACAUAGAUCUCUCUGUGUCAGAAUACUUUGGAACAUAUUUCAAAAAUUAAAAUCACUUGGAGUUUAUUUGUUGGCAUUUUUAUAGUAUUUUAUUUCCAACAAAUAUAAUCACAGCAGGUCAAAUUUGGCCUGUGGGCCGCCAGUUGGAACUCUGAACUCCCAACUUCGUUCAGGUUGGGAACAAAUGGAUCCACAACAUUUCUGCCAUGUCUGCAAGUGGUUAAUAAAAUGCUCCCACUUUUUCUCACUCACACA